AUGAAUAAGCUUAGUCAAAAUGAUGUGUCAGCCAUGGAAAACCAGCUACGGCAGGGGCUGGAGGAAGACAAGAAAUAUUGGAGGGUUAAUGACGUAAAGUGUGACGCUAUCCACACCGCUAAGACCUACGAAGAGUUUGCAGAUAGAGUGGCUGCCGCCCAUCUUCGUCCUCUAGAGAAGAGUGAUUAUAAAAAUAAGAUGACCAGAGGUUGGAACCAAUAUGCCAGUCGAGAUAAAGAGAGAGAUGAAUAA
Molecule: messenger RNA, 252 nt
Organism: Leptosia nina
Lineage: Eukaryota; Metazoa; Arthropoda; Insecta; Lepidoptera; Pieridae
Source: the annotation of a GenBank genome assembly